Molecule: messenger RNA, 1030 nt
Organism: Amblyraja radiata (thorny skate)
Lineage: Eukaryota; Metazoa; Chordata; Chondrichthyes; Rajiformes; Rajidae
Product: olfactory receptor 52E2-like
Exons: 3
Coding region: 47-994 (315 amino acids)
Biological process (GO): G protein-coupled receptor signaling pathway
Cellular component (GO): plasma membrane
Molecular function (GO): olfactory receptor activity; G protein-coupled receptor activity
Source: RefSeq, a predicted model, not a curated record
GAUCUGGUUUACUGCCGUUACUUGUACAAAGAUUACAUUCUGGAAGAUGAACCACAGCAACUGGAGCCAUGUUGAGUUCAUCCUGCAAGGAGUCCCCAAUGGGGAUGGCCACCACCUGGUGAUCUUCUUCGCCUUCAUGUUAGUGUACAUCGCCAUCUUGUUGGCCAAUGGGACCAUCAUGUACCUGAUCAAGACGGAGCCCAGGAUGCACGGCCUCAUGUACUACCUGCUCUGCCUGCUGGCCCUGAUCGACGUUGUCCUGGGGAACGUGACCAUCCCCAAGCUGCUGGCCAUGUACCUGUCGCGCUCCAUGCUCAUCUCCCUGGAGGCCUGCGCCACCCAGAUGUUCUUUGUCUACUGCACGGCCCUGAGCGAGUCCACCCUGCUGGUGGCCAUGGCGUACGACCGUUACGUGGCCAUCUGCCACCCCUUCCGCUACCACCAGCUGACCCUGCCGCGGGUCCUGCUGGCCGUCGGGGGGGUGGUCCUCCUGCGGGCCGCGUGCUUCGCUGCCGUGGCUGCCCUGCUGACCCGGGCCACCUACUGCCGCUCCAACUACAUCGAGAACUGCUACUGCAACUACGGCUCGCUAUCCAAGCUGGCGUGUAGCGGGACCCUGGCCAGCGAUGUCAUCACCUACCCCUUGUCCUUCCUCAUCACCCUGCCCGACAGCUCCCUCAUCGGCUACUCCUACUACAAGAUCUUCAGGGUGGCGUCGAGGAGCGGCCGGGGGGAGGCGCGCACCAAGGCCCUCAACACCUGCACCACCCACAUCUGCGUCCUGCUCCUCUUCUACACAAGCGCCCUCUUCGAGUUCGUCAUGUACCUGGUUCCCGCGCUCUUCUCCGCUGAGCUCCACUUUGUGGUGGCUGUCACCUUUGUGAUCUUCCAGCCCAUCUUCAACCCCGUCAUCUACGGAGUGCGGACCACCGAGAUCAGGAACGCCUUCCUCAAGCUGCUGGGCCGCAAGAGGAUCGCGGCCGACGGCUCUUGAACCUGGCCGAUGCCUGCACAGAGGAGAGGGGAGUCC